This is a messenger RNA of Girardinichthys multiradiatus, 6165 nucleotides long. Its product is annotated as interleukin-1 receptor accessory protein-like 1. Gene Ontology annotation, molecular function: interleukin-1 receptor activity. The coding region runs from base 486 to 2633 and encodes 715 amino acids. The transcript has 12 exons. The record is from RefSeq and is a predicted model, not a curated record. NCBI's taxonomy places the organism in Eukaryota, Metazoa, Chordata, Actinopteri, Cyprinodontiformes, Goodeidae. Gene Ontology annotation, biological process: signal transduction; negative regulation of exocytosis.
GGUGGAGAGGGAGAGGAACCGUGUCUUUUCUUUUUUUUUCCUGCCCUUCACUUCAGAAUUAGGCGCUUCUGUGGUCGCGCUUAAAGCUCAACUCAUCUGCGCGGAGCUGCGAGCGUCCGAGCUCCUGCUUUACCUGGAUAAUCACACCAAUACUCGAAUUUUGUCCUGCAUUCAUUUAUCUAUUGCAAUUCGGUUUUCUUUACGUCCUGUCAUGAUUUGCUUCGUUUUCUUAUUUGCUGCUGUUUGAAAGUAACCGCCUGCAGGGGUUUUUGCGCUCCAUUUUGCGCCAGCGGGGACUGGCAAUAUGUAAUUCUGAGGCAAGACACCGCGUUUUUUUGAGAGAAGUGGAAUAUUUCCUCAAAAAGCCGCUUUUAGUUUACUUUGUGGAGCAGAAGAGAUUCUGAUAACAGUGAUGGUCUGAGGUUAUUGCAACUAACUGCAGAGUGGAUUCUAUCAUUUUGGAAACUGCUUGUGGGACUUUUAAAAUGAAAGCUUCCAUCCCUCUUCUGAUCCUGCUUCAUGGGUUUGUGGUCCAUUGCCUGAAAGUUGUGUCAAAGAGAGGUUCUGUGGAAGGCUGCACAGACUGGUCUGUGGACUAUCUAAAGUACAAAGUCCUUGUUGGGGACCCUGUCCGGAUCAAGUGUGCUUUAUUCUAUGGAUAUAUCCGGGCAAACUACAGCCAUGCGCAGAGCACAGGGCUUAGCCUCAUGUGGUACAAAAGUGCAGUGCAUGGAGACUUUGAGGAGCCCAUCAGUUUUGACGGCGCAAGGAUGAGCAAAGAAGAGGAUGCUAUAUGGUUUCGACCAGCUGAACUGGAUGAUGUGGGGUAUUACUCCUGUGUAUUAAGGAACUCCACGUACUGCAUGAAAGUGUCCAUGUCUCUCAUGGUGGCAGAAAAUGACACAGACCUUUGCUACAACUCCAAAAUGAAAUUCUUUGAGAAGGCAGAACUAAGCAAAAGUAAAGACAUCACCUGCCCAGACAUUGAGGACUUCAUACAGCCUGGGGUGGAACCUAAAAUUGUUUGGUACAAGGAAUGCAAGCCAAAGCAGUGGAGACAAACCAUAGAGAGAAGAAAGGACAUACUGUCCAUCAAGGAAGUGAGGGAGGAUGACAUUGGGAAUUACACCUGUGAACUACCUUUUGGGAACUUUGUUGUGAGGAGGACAACUGAGUUAUCAGUCACAGCUCCCCUGACAGACAAGCCACCAAAAAUCCUGUUUCCUUCAGAGAGCCAAAUGAGCAUCAUAGAAAUGGCACAAGGAAGUCCUGUCAACUUGACAUGCAACGCGUUCUUUGGAUACAGCGGGGACGUCAGUCCACUUAUCUACUGGAUGAAGGGUGAUAAGUUUAUUGAAGACCUGGAUGAGGAACGGGUUCAAGAAAGCGACAUCAAGACUAUCCGGGAGCACCUCGGAGAGCAGGAAGUCUCCAUCUCUCUGACCAUCAACUCCUUGGAGGAGAGCGAUCUUGGCAACUACUCCUGCUACGUGGAAAACAGCAACGGGCGGCGGCAAGCAAACAUCCAGCUCAUCAAGAAGGCUGAACUGAUGUACACUGUGGAGCUAGCCGGAGGUCUGGGAGCCAUCCUGCUGCUGCUGAUCUGCCUAGUGACCCUCUACAAGUGCUACAGGAUCGAGCUCAUGCUCUUCUACAGGAACCACUUUGGCAGUGAGGAUAUUGAUGGAGAAAACAAGGACUACGACGCGUACCUGUCCUACACCAAAGUGGACCCAGACCAAUGGAGCCAGGAGACCAGAGAGGAGGAGCGCUUUGCCCUGGAGAUCCUCCCCGACGUCCUUGAGAAGCAUUAUGGGUAUAAACUCUUCAUUCCAGACAGGGACUUGAUCCCCACAGGAAGUUUCACCAAUGAUCAUUUCCAGGAUGACACGAGACUACUUAGAGCCUACAUCGAGGACGUAGCACGCUGCGUGGACCAGAGCAAGCGCCUCAUCAUCGUCAUGACCCCCAGCUAUGUGGUGAGGAGGGGGUGGAGCAUCUUUGAGUUGGAGACGCGGCUGCGCAACAUGUUGGUGACCGGCGAGAUCAAAGUCAUCCUGAUCGAGUGCGCCGAGCUGCGAGGCAUCAUGAACUAUCAGGAAGUGGAGGCCCUCAAGCACACCAUCAAAAUGCUGACGGUCAUCAAAUGGCGCGGGCCGUCCAGCAACAAGCUCAACUCCAAGUUCUGGAAGCAGCUGCUCUACGAGAUGCCCUUCAAGCGAAUGGAGCCCCUGAGCAUCUCCCACGAGCAGGUGCUGGAUGUGAGCGAGCAGGGCGCUUUUGGCGAGCUACAGACUGUUUCAGCUAUCUCCAUGGCAGCGGCUACCUCCACUGCCAUGGCGACGACACACCCAGAAUUGCGUUCGACCUUUCACAACUCAUGCCACACCCAGAUGAGGCAGAAACACUAUUACCGUAGCUAUGACUACGACCUGCCACCCAGCGGUACGCUCCCGCCGCUCUCCUCGCUUGGCAACCAGCACACCUACUGCAACAUCCCCAUGACGCUCAUCAACGGACAGCGGCCGCAGUCCAAGUCGCCGCGCCAGCAGAGCAUGGAGGAGGGCCACGGCAACAACGCCAUGCUGCCGCUGCUUCCCAGAGAGACCAGUAUAUCCAGCGUCAUCUGGUGACAGAGCUGGACUGUGGAUCUGGAUCUGAAUGAUGUCCGCUACAGGGAGGACCCAGCGCUGGCAGUCGGACCCUGAAUCCACUGGAGCCAGAGGGAGCUGAAAGGCACUAAGAUACUUGCUGCUGUUACAUUUGCACCAGGAAACAACAGGUGGGGGAGGGGGGGACAUCAGAUACAGUGGACAAAACUGCAGUUGAAGAAGGUGGUGGCAACAAUUUCUUGUUUUGUUUUAGUCUAAUAAGAGCUUUUAUUAAAAACUGAACAACAACAAAAAGAAAAAAAAAGAAGCAAGGAGAAUUUUUUUUUUGUAUGCCUGUAAAAACCCUCACGUAACACAAGCCAACACCUGUCCUAAUUUACCGCGAUAGCCGAGGAAAACAGGGUCCUGUACAUACGUUUUUCUAAUUCUUUGUAGCAACAGUGUUUGGGACAUUUCUUUAUAUUUCUCAUCAGUUGGGAAUCUUUAUUUUCCUUGUUUGUUUCAGUUUGUACUAAAGUGAAGCAAUGGCCUGUAAGAUGUGUUGGUAGAACUGUUGUUACCUUUAUCCUAAUUUGUUGGCUGGUAUAGUUUCUAAUGCUUUUGAUGGGUUUUUAUUUCUUGGGAGGGGAGGGGGGGGUUGGAUAGAUAAGAGUCGCAGCCCUCAGGAGAAGGGUGAGAUAUAGGUUCAAGAGUUUGGGCUCAACCAGAAUAUGCAAAAUUUGGAGUCCGGAUAAUGGGAUGCCAAUGGGUUUUAACUCUGAUUAUGUCUGAAUGCUUUUGGAGAAAGAAGACUUUGGUGCUAGGCUUCACAUCUCUAUCUCUCACAGCGACAUUUCCUUUUAAAAGAGCAACCUUGCUAUUUACCUUAACAGAAGAGUAUAUCACUGAAAGUAAUUAUGUGUAUUAUUUUAUGAAAAAAGAAAAGUAUAUUUUUGUAACUGAGGGAUAUUUGCUUAGAGAAGUUCUAUGUAUGACGUUUCUGUUAGAAGUGAUUGGGAAAACAGAAAAACAAAACACUGUUUUGUUAUGUGGAACUGCUUGGCUCCCAAAAAUCAAAGGGACGACAUAGAGGAACAUCUGAAGGGGGAGUUUUGACAUUUCGAAUCCACUCACAGCUCAUCAGACUUUUUCUAUCAUGUUUAUUCGAUUUCAUUGUCAUUGCAGCAGCUCACCGCCAGUUUAAUAGGGAUGAAGCUAUCGAUGAUGUCAGCUUGGAUGAAGGAGAAAGCCAUCGUCACUCUACCCAGUUUCCACUACAGGACCAAACAAGGCUGUCGAGGGCUAAACCAUUAUCUCAGUUAUCCAUUUCCUCCUAAAUGACAGCCCUGUUAUUUGUUUACCAUCCGCUCCCCAGGUGAGUUGUAGUCCCAGGGCUCUCAUGUUUCCCUGCUGAACACAUUGAGGUGACAUUUAGUGUUUGCUAAUGUAGACAACAAAGAUUUCUUUCCAUAAUGAGUCGGAAAACAUCUAUGGUGCCCUGAAAAGAGUUCAUACCUAUUGAAAGUCAUGUUUUGGCAGCCACAAUAUUUUUAGGAAUUACUUUUUUGGGAUUUUAUGUGACAGAGCAAAACAAAGUAGUGGAAAAUUGUGAAGUGGAAGGAAAAGAUUAUGCUUGCAAGUAAAAAUCUGAAAAGUGUGACAUACGUUUGGAUUUCGCCCACCCCUGGGACCAGCUUUUGUGUGUCUGCUGAAGAAAAGCAUCCCCACAGCAUGAUGCUGCCAUCACCAUGUUUUAAAUCUGGGAUGGUAUGUUCAAGGUGAUGUAUACUUUUAGUUUCCCUUAUCACACACGGCCUCUUCCAGUCAACUCUAACAACCUUCUGUGUCCAUGGUGGGGAAAUGCAUCACCACAGCAUGAUGCUCCCACCCCCAUGUUUCACCAUGGGGAAGGUGUGUUCAAGGAUAUGCUUAAUGUUAGUUUUCCUCCACAUGAUGUCUCUUUCAAUCAGCUCUGACCAGCUUCCAUGUUCCUGCUAGGGGACACCAUCCCCUCAGCAUGAUGCCGCCACCUUCAUGUUUCACAGUGGUGGGAGUAUGUUCACGUUUUCCACUGCAUAAUGUUGUGUAUAUUGGCCAAAAAGAGCACCUUGCACAAGUUUGUUGUGCCUCCUACGAGCUUCUCGUUCAAAUGUUUUACGGCCUUUUUUCAACAAAGUCACUUUUUCAUAAAGUCAAGAUUGGUGCUCUCGUACUCUUCUGUUUUUGGAUGUUGGACCUUCCAGGUCUAUAUUUACUAGUAAAACAACUUAUUAAGGGAAGUGGUUGCGCUGGUUUUUAUUUAGGGGUGUGGAAGAAAAGGAAUACAAAUGCACACCUCACAUUUCAGAUUUUUGUUUGAAAAUAUUGCAAAAAACGUUUUCCACCUUCUUCACAAUUCUGCUCCACCCAGUCUUCCCAGUUAAAUAAACAUGAGUUUGUGGUUGUAACGUGACAAAAUGAUGUGACCACUUUUACAAGGAACGUAAAACACUUUUCAAGACCGACCUCAUGAAAGAUUUGACUAAAUAUUAAUAUCGGAUUAACCUUUAAAUUGAAAUAUAUUUACAUUUAAUAAACAGCUAAUGAAUAUAGGGUAAAUUAUUUUUAAAACUAGUAGCCUUUUAGAAUAAAACCCUUCCAAAUACAGCAUAAGUAAUGGAUGAUGCUAAUUAAAUCCCGGUUUACAGCUACCAUAGUAAAGCAACUUUAGACCAAAGCAAGCCAAUGGGAACAGAUGUUAUUCACAAAAGAUUAUUUACCUCCCAUCUUGAUCGGUACCAUUCCACCCAGUAAAGAGCCAUUCUCACGUCGCCUCAGAUCCAUGUCCACAUACCUUUUCAGUUCUCAUAGGAACUAACAUCGGCAUCCCAGACGAUUCAUUUUGUGCCAUGAAAUAUGCAACGUGAUGAAUUUGUAAGACCAUAAAUGAAAAAUUGUCCUUUCCCCUCCUCUAAUGUUUUGCUUUUUAAUCUUUCUGUUGUGUAAGGUUUGAGAAAAGGUCUGGAUUGUUUUGUUUUUUUAUAUAAAUUAUUUAAGUGUAAGCUGGCACAUUUGCAUUUGAGAUUUUUUUUAAUCAGUCUUUAUUUCACACUGUUCCCUCCAAGGUAAACUACAGCACUGAUGUGUUCAGGAGCACGGUCUCUGAAUAGGGAGCUCAGAUAUGGCAAAUGUGUAAAUAAAACCUAAACAAUAUUAAAAUGAAGACAAUCGAGUCAUAUUCAUGGAACCUGAUGGUCAAUAUUCACAAGGUUUCUCAGAGUGGAACCAUUAAUCCUCACUGGAGUUUAACUCCAACGUCUUCUAUUAAAUGCUCAUGCUUUGAGAAGCUCUGUGAAUUCGACAACAAUAACUUUUUUGGUUCAUGAUAAGUAGGAUAAGUAGGACAUUUCUGGUGAUGAUUGGAAAGGUCAUGAUGGUGAUUAAUAUUAAUGAGAAUAUAUAGCACAGAGUUAUUCCAGGCACUUUCAUGACUUUAGAGACGACGUCUCUGUUUUCUGAUUUAUUUUCUAUUAUGUAUCUGCAAUGUUCAUUAAAAGAGAUACUGUUAUUAAUAAUAAAACCACAUUUAUGGUAA